GUACCAGAUGGCAGCGCAGAAGGGAAACGCAGACAGAAAGAAUAUGGUUCCAGAACCUCUGCCCUCCACACUGUCUGGUGGUAAUCUAAAUGUUUUGAAGAAACGCUGGGAGCAACGACAGCUGCAGUCAUUCAGUCUCAUCUCCCAGCCUCUGACCAAAUCUCUCAGUCCCACAAUCUCCCAUUGCCACAGUUCUUCAUCUCCUCUCACCAAACCUCCACCUUCUUCCUCACCAUUUCAGCCACAAUAUGAAAGUCUAAGAACUACCACACACUCUGAGAACCACAACAUAGAACCAGAGAGCCAGGCUCACUCGGAGGACAAGAGCAUUCCGUCACCUGAAUCCGACGAGCUGAUGGAGAGCAGAGGUCCAGAGAGACAGGAGGAGUGGGCAAAGACGACAGCACCAGGGGGGUCUGACAUGGAGAAUCCGUGUGUUCCCAUUAACAGCCUCAAGAUGAUGUUUGAGAGAGGAGUGAGCCCUGACAAGGGAUCCAGAGAGCAGACAAACGGAGGAAACGACGCCAAUAACUCUUCAAACAUGGAGCAGCUGCUGGGAGAUGGAAGUCUUGCUGAGUCCACUCCUCUCCGGGACAGAAUGGCCCUCUACCAAGCCGCCAUCUCCAAACAGGAAGCUGCUAAUGAUGAUGUGGACGGGUUCUGUGGGACACAAAAGGAGAAUGUCCCGCCCUUCUCUGUGGACACGAGUGCAGAGUGUGAACCAAACGUCAGGAGAGCUUUCACUUCAGACACCAAUGGCUCUGGUCCUGGUAAUCUUUCAGCCACUGGUCCGAAAGACUCUCCUCAGUCAAAGACUAUCAAGAGCUUCCAUCUGCCUUUGAAGGAGAGCUGUGUGUCCUGUAUGAAGACUGUUUAUCCUCUGGAGAGGCUGGUGGCCAACCAGCAUGUCUACCACAUCUCAUGCUUCCGCUGCUCGCACUGCAACACCAACCUCAGUUUGGCAAACUAUGCCUCUCUGCACAACAACGUCUACUGUAAACCCCACUUCAGCCAGCUCUUCAAGGCCAAAGGCAACUAUGACGAGGGUUUUGGCCAUCGGCCCCACAAAGAGCUGUGGGAGAGCAAAGAGAGUGAGGACGCCUCACCACAGUCCAACUCUCUGAACAAACCAAAAGCCCAGAGCUCCCCCUCAGAUCAAGAAAGCCCCAGUGUGGAAGACUCCACUCUGGCCAAAGUCGUCGUUCUGACUGCCACCAUGGAGGCUCUGGGACAAGGGUCACCAGAGAAAGCUGACAUGCCUGCAGUGACCGGUAGGUUGAAAAUCUCCUGGCCUCCACGCAUGGAGCUGGAAGACACACCCAGCAAAAGCAGGGUCACCAGUACCACAGAAGGAGUCUCUGUCACUAAGCCCAUCAGAGCAAAAUGGCCCCCAGAGGAGGAGACUCCAUCUUCCUCCCCGGAGCAGGACCGGGGCUCGCCCUGUCUGCGCCAAAGCUCCUCCCUGAAGGAACGCAGCCUGGCCUUUUCGCUGGCGGCACAAAGCAGCAGCAACCAGAGUCCUCCUUUGAACGAUGAGCAAAUGAGUCCUGAAGUCUUCAGCAGGGAGCGGCAGCAUGGGGGCCAGUCAUCAGACAGCUGUGUGGACACACACAGCAGCUCUGGAGAGGAGGACCUGACAGACCAGCUCAUCAUAGAGAGGGAGACCAAAGCUGCUGCAGGAGGUAAAGCAGAUGAGGAGCAGAUGGAGGAGGACUGGUAUGUGUUAGAGGAAGAGCUGUCUAAAAAAUGUCAGAGUCCAGCAGAGCCGAUGGCCAUCUUCUGCCCUGAGGUGGAAAUCGUACACUCAUCUCAAGAUGUGGGCUUCUGGGACAACGAGGAGGUUAAGGAUAAAGAGGAGGAGCAGGAGGUGCUUACUGUAGAGGAGAUGAUCAAACAAAACCGAUACUAUGAGGAGGAGGAGGAGGAAGACAUGUAAACUCAGACAUUUCUUUGCCAUUCCUGAUUCUUUUAGUUUUUCAAAGAACCUCUUUGUCAGUGUCGUAUGACCUCUGACCUAGUGCCUCCUUUAUCGGACUGACCUGAAGCCACUCAGAGCUUUUACAAAAAGUUUGAGAAAAUGUUUCACGUAUAGUUUAAAAAUGUUUUGUAUGCUGAAAGUUUUCCACAUAAUUGUUUGUGUAUUGUCACAAGUCCUGACAUUAAUUAGCCUUCAGUUGAUAUUUUUAGAAUCCAUUUGAAGCGGUUGUCAUGACGACCUUCCUUCUGCUUUGACUGAUUUCUCUUUCAAUUCAAAUAAUUUGAGAAUUACAACCAAAAUGCUGUAAGUGGAAAGACUUGUGAAAUGAGGAAACAAGACCCAGAAACUCUGUGGUGACUUUAAUUACUGACCAGUUUUUCUUUUUGCAAAUAAUCUGUCUUUCAGUUUGUAAUGCAGGGUCAUCACUGGUGUCACGUCUGAAUGUUUCAAGUUUUAAGAUUACUGAAUAAAAAAUGUUAAUUUUUAAACCAGAGGACCAAACAUCUAUAUCUGCUAUCGUUGAAUAAA
Molecule: messenger RNA, 2506 nt
Organism: Nematolebias whitei (Rio pearlfish)
Lineage: Eukaryota; Metazoa; Chordata; Actinopteri; Cyprinodontiformes; Rivulidae
Product: LIM domain and actin-binding protein 1
Biological process (GO): actin filament bundle assembly
Cellular component (GO): plasma membrane; actin cytoskeleton
Molecular function (GO): actin filament binding
Source: RefSeq, a predicted model, not a curated record